UUUUCCAAACUUGAAAGAGUUACAUCUGUACAAAACCAGUAUGAAUGGCAAUCCUCAAAACUUUAGACAUAGGCUGAUACACUUGGGUAAUUUAUCCUUGCAAAAGUUAUCAUUGACUACGGAUAACGCGUUUGAUUUUGCAAAAAUUUCAACGAUGGAUCUUGUAUCCGUAAAAACACGAAAUGAGCAUCAAUACAUCAAAGUAUGUGCUAACGGGAUUCCAAAGACUAUAACAAAUGAAGAAGGGGCUGCGCUUUGGAAACACUUGGCUGCUGAGCAUAGAUAUUUCAUAAUAUGUAACGCUCUUGCUCACUUUGAGCUGAACAAUGUUUACAUUGAACUGAUGAAAUAGUAAUAAAAGAAAGUUCUUUUUACUUUAUAAACACAAGACCAACG
Molecule: messenger RNA, 396 nt
Organism: Rhizopus microsporus ATCC 52813
Lineage: Eukaryota; Fungi; Mucoromycota; Mucoromycetes; Mucorales; Rhizopodaceae
Exons: 1
Source: RefSeq, a predicted model, not a curated record